GUGGUCUGUCUAGCUGCACUGCACUCAAUCCUCUUGAGCAAGAACAGAGUCACUAGGCCACCCAAAAGAGAUCAUGGCCUUUUCCAGCCGCAGCUUUGUGUCCUCUGGAUCCGUUGGUGGAGCCAUGCAGGGACCUUCCAUGAGCUCCUCCUUCAUUUCUAUGUCAGGUGGAAGCCGAAUGAGCGGUAUAGGCGGUAUGCGAGCUCCCAGUGUACAUGCGGGUGCUGGCGGCUCUGGAAUUCGCAUCUCCAGAGUCCCUAGCAUCUUCCCCGCAGUUGGUGGUGGUGGUGCUGCUGCUGGUGUCGGUUUUGGUGGUGGCUUUGGUGGCGGGUAUAGUGGUGGCUUUGGCUUUGGUGGAGGUUCUGGAGGAGGCUUCAGCCUUGGGGAUGGCCCUGAAAUGAAGGCGACCACCAAUGAGAAGGCCACGAUGCAGAACCUAAAUGACCGUCUGGCUUCCUACCUGGACAAAGUGCGCUCUCUAGAGAAGGCCAAUGCUGAGCUGGAGCUGAAGAUCCGCCAGUUUUUAGAAAACAAAACAUCCCCAGCAACUCGUGAUUUCAGUGCCUUUGAGGCCACCAUCAGCGAUCUCCAAGCCAAGAUCCAGGAUGCCACUCGAGUCAAUGGGGGAAUAUAUCUCAGCCUUGACAAUGCCAAGCUGGCUGCUGAUGACUUCAAACUCAAAUAUGAGAAUGAGCUGGGGAUGCGCCAGUCUGUGGAGGCUGACAUUGCUGGGCUGAAGAGAGUUCUGGAUGAGUUGACUUUGGCCAGAGCUGACCUGGAAAUGCAGAUUGAGGGCAUGAAGGAGGAGCUGAUCUUCCUCAAAAAGAACCAUGAGGAGGAGCUCCUGGCCAUGAAGACGCAGAUGACCGGUCAGGUGCAUGUGGAGGUGGACGCUGCACCACAAGAAGACCUUACCAGAGUACUGACUGAAAUCCGAGAGCAGUAUGAAGCUUUGGCUGCAAAGAACCAGAGAGACUUGGAAUCCUGGUUCCACUCCAAGACUGAGAUGCUAAACAAGGAAGUCACUGCCAGCACAGAGAAUCUGCAGUCGUCCAAGACUGAAAUCACAGAACUUCGGCGAACUCUGCAAGGGCUGGAAAUUGAGCUGCAGUCCGAGCUGAGCAAAAAAGCGGCUCUGGAAGGGACUCUGGCCGACACGGAGCACCGCUACUCCAUGCAGCUCUCAGCCAUCCAGGUGCAGGUGAGCAACUUAGAAGAGCAGUUGGUGCAGCUGCGUGCUGACAUGGAGCGCCAGAGCCAGGAGUACAAGAUACUGCUGGAUAUCAAAACGCGACUGGAGUUGGAGAUUGCUGAGUACAGAAGGCUGCUGGAUGGAGAGGCCAUCAGCAUCCCGUUGCCCUCUUCCACCUCCACCACAGCCCGCAAAGUGGUGACCAUUAUGGAGGAAAUGGUGGACGGCAAGGUGGUAUCGUCCGAAACCACCACCUUGAACACAAGUGGGUCAGACAAAGAAAAGAAAUAAAACAUCUUCAAAAUCAAUGCACUGGCCCCAGUUCUGUCAGCUAUCAACUGAAUCAACUGAAUCAAUUGAAUCCAAUAAAAAAAUUCCAGCAUAA
Molecule: messenger RNA, 1577 nt
Organism: Scleropages formosus (Asian bonytongue)
Lineage: Eukaryota; Metazoa; Chordata; Actinopteri; Osteoglossiformes; Osteoglossidae
Product: keratin, type I cytoskeletal 50 kDa-like
Exons: 7
Coding region: 74-1483 (469 amino acids)
Cellular component (GO): cytoskeleton
Molecular function (GO): structural molecule activity
Source: RefSeq, a predicted model, not a curated record